GCCCCACGCCGCCGCGCAUGCGUCCUGGGCUAGCCCGCUCGCUGUGAGGCGGGGCGAAAGGACAGGCUUUUUUUUUUUUUUUAAUUCUUGCUCCCGCCUCUCUUCUUCCCCCACCUGCCACGUACUGGGCCCGAGUUCUCGCUGGACUCGUCGGGUCCGUGCGAUCGGCCGGGGCCCGUGAGCGAGGUGCGGCGGCCGCGGAGGGCGACCGAGCGGCCUGUGACCACAGCCUCCCUGCGACGCCCCAGAGUCCGGCGGCAGCGGCGGCCCAGCCGGCGGAGACCCGCUCGGAGGCGGCCGCAGCGGCCUGGGCAAGCCGUCUUUCUCUAGAGUUGUAUAUAUAGACCAUCCUGGAGUCCACCAUGAAUGGACAGUUGGAUCUAAGUGGGAAGCUAAUCAUCAAAGCUCAGCUUGGGGAGGACAUUCGGCGAAUUCCUAUUCAUAAUGAAGAUAUUACUUACGAUGAGUUAGUGCUAAUGAUGCAACGAGUUUUCAGAGGAAAACUUCUGAGUAAUGAUGAAGUCACAAUAAAGUAUAAAGAUGAAGAUGGAGAUCUUAUAACAAUUUUUGAUAGUUCUGAUCUUUCCUUUGCAAUACAAUGUAGUAGGAUACUGAAACUGACAUUAUUUGUUAAUGGCCAACCAAGACCCCUUGAAUCAAGUCAGGUGAAAUAUCUUCGUCGAGAACUGAUAGAACUUCGAAAUAAAGUGAAUCGAUUAUUAGAUAGCUUGGAACCACCUGGAGAACCAGGACCAUCCACUAAUAUUCCUGAAAAUGAUACUGUGGAUGGUAGGGAAGAAAAGCCUGCUUCUUCUGAUUCUUCUGGAAAACAGUCUACUCAGGUUAUGGCAGCAAGUAUGUCAGCUUUUGAUCCUUUGAAAAACCAAGAUGAAAUCAAUAAAAAUGUUAUGUCAGCAUUUGGCUUAACAGAUGAUCAGGUUUCAGGGCCACCCAGUGCUCCUGCAGAAGACCGUUCAGGAACACCGGACAGCAUUGCUUCCUCUUCCUCAGCAGCUCACCCACCAGUUCAGCCACAGCAACCACCAUAUACAGGAGCUCAGACACAAGCAGGUCAGAUGUACCAACAGUACCAGCAGCAGGCUGGCUAUGGAGCACAGCAGCCACAGGCUCAGCCCCAGCCGCCUCAGCAGUAUGGUAUUCAGUAUUCAGCAAGCUAUAGUCAGCAGACUGGACCCCAGCAACCUCAGCAGUUCCAGGGAUAUGGCCAACAACCAACUUCCCAGGCACCAGCUCCUGCCUUUUCUGGUCAGCCUCAACAACUGCCUGCUCAGACACCACAGCAGUACCAGGCGAGCAAUUAUCCUGCACAAACUUAUGCCACCCAAACUUCUCAGCCUACUAUUUAUACUGUGGCCCCUGCCUCUCAGCCUGGAGUGGCUCCAAGCCAGCCUGGGGCCUAUCAACCAAGACCAGGUUUUACUCCUCUUUCUGGAAGCACCAUGGUCCCUCCUCCAAGUGGCCCUAACCCCUAUGCACGUAACCGUCCUCCCUUUGGUCAGGGCUAUACCCAACCUGGACUUGGUUAUCGAUAAGGAGAUUCUGCCACACUGAUCAAUGUAGCUGCUAGCUAUUUGCCUCCCAGAAGACUCCAAUACUACUAUUUUAAUUUGUAUUGAAGUUCAGAAAUUUAAAAAGCAGAGCAUUUUUUUAUGAUAUCAUUGUUGCUGUUAAUUGAAAGUAUGAUUUGCUGGAACACAAAGACCAAAAUGAAAGUUUUUUCCUCCCUGCUUAAAAAUGUAGCAGCUUCCUAGUUAUUUUGGAACACUACUCCUAUGUGUGUAAAGUGAUUGACUUUCUAGCUUCCCUUGUCCAGAGGAUAUUAAAAUGCUAGGUUGAGGUUUAGCCAUCUUACUUGGCUUUUUACUAUUAACCUGAUGUACUAAAGUAGAGCCCUUUGAAAAGACUAGAUAUUAUGUAACAUUGAUAGGUUAAUAAAGAUGAUUGAAUUCA
This is a messenger RNA of Carlito syrichta (Philippine tarsier), 1971 nucleotides long. RefSeq names its product TRK-fused gene (gene TFG). Gene Ontology annotation, cellular component: endoplasmic reticulum exit site. Gene Ontology annotation, biological process: COPII vesicle coat assembly; endoplasmic reticulum to Golgi vesicle-mediated transport. Bases 363 to 1553 code for a protein of 396 amino acids. The transcript is spliced from 8 exons. The record is from RefSeq and is a predicted model, not a curated record. Gene Ontology annotation, molecular function: identical protein binding. NCBI's taxonomy places the organism in Eukaryota, Metazoa, Chordata, Mammalia, Primates, Tarsiidae.